AACCAGAUUGAGUUUUUCAAUUUCUUUCCCCUGAAAGAUCAAUUCAAUAAUUAGAAUCGGUCUACACCAUACCGACUUACUGAACUUGUUUAUAUAUUCGUUUUCAUCGUUAUAGAUUAAACGCUGCAUAAUACAAUCAAUCUGCAUAGUUGAUGAUGUUAAUUCAAUUUUUUUUCUCAAAAACGCUUUGAAGUUUAUAUCAAAAGUGUGUAUUCUCUAAUAGGGUACUUAAUGAGUUCACAAGAACAAGGAAACAACAGAAUGCAUCGACUUCCAGGGCUAUAAAUAGAUGAUAACCAACUUCUGCUAAACAGAGCUAUAAAUAGAUCAACUACUUCUGCUAAAUAGAGCUAUAAAUAUAUUAACUUCGUCUACUAAACUGAGCUAUAACUAGAUCAAUUACUUCUGCUGAAUAGAGCUAUAAAUAGAUCAACUACUUCUGCUAAACUGAGAUAUAAAUAGACCCUAACCUUAACUACUUCUGCUAAAUAGAGCUAUAAAUAGAUCAACUACGUCUACUAAACUGAGCUAUAAAUAGAUCAACUACGUCUACUAAACUGAGCUAUAAAUAGAUCAACUACGUCUACUAAACUGAGCUAUAAAUAGACUACGUCUACUAAACAGAGCUAUAAAUAGAUCAACUACGUCUACUAAACUGAGCUAUAAAUAGACUACGUCUACUAAACAGAGCUAUAAAUAGAUCAACUACUUCUACUAAACUGAACUAUAAAUAGAUCAACUACGUCUACUAAACUGAAAUAUAAAUAGAUAAACUACGUCUACUAAACUGAGAUAUAAAAAGAUAAACUACUUCUGCUAAAUAGAGCUAUAAAUAGAUCAACUACUUCUACUAAACUGUUUAACCAAUCAGAGGUCUCGAGACAAAUCUUCAUGUCGGUACGGAGAAGUGUACGGCGCUACGACAGCAUAUUUCGCUUCCUUAAGACGACCUUGAUGAUUGGAUGCCUGGUUACCAUAGUAACGUGGAUGUGGUCCCUCGCAAAAGGUUCCUGGUGGUGCAGUAGAAACGAUGGACACCUUCGCCAACUCACAUUCACCAGCGCCCUGCAGUUCAUGCAGCAGGAAGCUCAGGUGUGCCCGCCUUGCCCAGCAGAGGGCUCCGCAUCCGUCCAGCUACCCAUCGACGCUUCACUAGCCUCCAACACGGACGUCAUCAACUGCUCCAUCAACGACCAGGAAUUUAUCGAGUGCCGGCGGGACGGGACGGAGGUGUACAUGCCAGUGUCUUUCAUCAACAAGUAUUUUGAUGUGUACGGUACUGUAAGGGUGAAGGACAACGUCAAGUACUAUGAGUUCCAGUACUCUUACGGUAAGGUGUUCCCUCCCCAACCGACGUACCACCCUGGGGGAGUGUUUCUCAACUUUGAGAAGUAUUACGUGGAGGCCAGGGAGAAAAUCAAAUGUGUCACAGCAGUAGACGGAGUUCCACUGGCAAGUCAAUGGGAUCCUAACGGCUAUUACUACGCCAUCUCUGUGGCUCAGUACGGACUAAGUCACCACGCCAAGAGCAUACUGUUUGGGAACCCCGCGCCCGAAGUGAUCGCCACUGGCCACAAUUACGACCUUUCAAAGUGGACAGUUCCGGCCAGGACGUCGUCCUUGUCUCCGACGGAAGUACUUGUUGAGGGUCAGCGGAGACGCGUGCUGGUUUUCAAUGCACCAGAAUCUCACCAUGUUGCUGGACCCACUAUCAAGCUGAACACAGCGCUUCAAGCCCUGUGCCUCGACGUUUUUAUGACUGGUCCAGGGGGAGUAACAGUGAAAAUUGUGAACAAGCUAGGCAGCGAGGGUUAUAUCCACUUCAUACAAGACGACGCCUACAUGAUAGUGGAAGGAAAUCACGUGACAUACGGCAUGGGCACGCGACAUUUGAACCGAUGGUUGCAUUUGGCGCGAGACUUGAGUGUGGACUGGAUGAAAAGUCUCGGUCCAGUGAAGUACAAUUCACCAAACUUGUUCUUCAAAAUUGUCGAUGUUACGUUGCAUGGCAACGGUUAUUUGGACAACCUUACUGUGGCAGCCAACGCUCAUAUAGACCAUCUGAUCCACUCGGCUGAUUGGCUGGUCAACAAUCAAGAUCCAAUGGGUGGAUGGCCAACGGAGAUCGGGAUGAGGACCGGGGACAUUCAACUCAAGCCUGGAUGGUAUUCGGCCAUGGGCCAGGGACAGGCCAUGUCCACAUUGGUUCGAGCCUAUAAUGUUACUGGCGAAAAGCAAUAUUUGACUUCUGCAAUCAAAGGGCUUCAUUUAUACGAGCUAGGCUCAGAAGAAGGAGGUGUCCGGGCUCGGUUCCUGGGACAACUAGACUGGUAUGAGGAGUAUCCCACCACACCGACCAGCACCUUUGUUCUCAAUGGUUUUAUCUUCUCCAUGCUGGGACUCUAUGACGUCAUGAAAACAGUGGAUGGGGAAAGUCAACAACUGUCUGAAAAACUCUGGAAUGCUGGCUUGAAGUCUCUCAAGAUCAUGAUCGGUAUGUACGACUCGGGUACAGGAACACUCUAUGACCUACGCCAUGUGAUCAACCACGAGCAGCCUAAUCGUGCCAGGUGGGACUACCAUACCACUCACAUAGCACUGGUCCAAGAGAUGGCCAUCAUUGACGGCGAUCCAAUCUUUCACCAGACAGCCAACAGAUGGAUUGACUACAUGUAUGGCAUCAAGUCCAAACAUAACUAAUUAAAAGAGAUUGCUAUCCUUGUUUAGAAUUGAUUUCAAAUACACGUUUCUAGAUUUACUACAGCUUUUUCAAGGCAAUCCCUUGACAUUUUCAAACUUUGUACAGAGAUGGCACACGUUUCAUUUUAUUGUGAGUGUAGAAGUGUUAUAAUUGUGUUAUAUACACCAACUUGGUCACUAAAAUACAAGUGAUAAUGCUCUACCUCGCUCACAAUAUAGACCCCCCCCCCUCCUCCUUUGCUGUCAUAUCUUCAACAUGAACAUGCAUUUGAAAAAGAUGUUCAACAACCGCUAUUUACAACUUUUAAGUUUUACAUUUUAUGCUUAUGACAAUGAAUUAAAUCAUCGAGAUACCAGUAUGUCCUAAUUGUAUUCUCUAUCAAUGUCCAGACUAGAGCAAUGUACUGUGUAUCAGUAGGACUUGUUUUCUUCACUACAAUCAUGUGUGUAUUUCAGAUAAUUUGUAUUACUUAUCAUGCCUUUAGAAAUGGAAGGAUUAUUUUUCAAUUCAAUGAGAUGUGUAUAUAGUAAGUGCUGACUCCAAAUAAAAUCAAACAAUUAUUAUGUGCAUUAUAAGAACAUUUUAAUAACUUAUGUACACAAGACAUAAUUCAUCCAUAUAUUUAUCAUGAUUCAAAUGAAUGUUUAUUUACAAGAGAAAUGUCUAGUACUUAUGGAAUAAAAUAUUGGCAUCAAC
Molecule: messenger RNA, 3397 nt
Organism: Biomphalaria glabrata
Lineage: Eukaryota; Metazoa; Mollusca; Gastropoda; Planorbidae
Product: D-glucuronyl C5-epimerase B-like
Exons: 11
Coding region: 892-2700 (602 amino acids)
Biological process (GO): heparan sulfate proteoglycan biosynthetic process
Cellular component (GO): Golgi apparatus
Molecular function (GO): heparosan-N-sulfate-glucuronate 5-epimerase activity
Source: RefSeq, a predicted model, not a curated record